AUGACCCAAUGCAUACCUUCCGAUUCUCUCUUGUUCUGGCUGCCUUUAUGGCUGAUUGGGGGAGAUCGGAAGGUAAUAUCCACCACGCCCUCUCGACUGGGUCUAGGGAGAAAGCGAGAGCUUCCCGCGAGAGAGAACCUCAAGACUGCUGAAACCUGGCCCGCAGAGACACCGAUUCUCGAGCUACAAGAGGUCAAAGAUGAAAGUGAGAUGCUUUCUCUGAGAGGGUCGUCUCCCUCUUCCUCCCUUCCACCACGUCGCAUCUUUGAUGCAGGACUUGAUCCGUGGGAGAUCGAUCUUGGGGCUCACAAGGAAGAAAAGAAGCGAUUCUUCCUCGGGAGAGAUGGUCCGGCUGCCUUUAUAGCCUAUACUAGGAGAAGCUCUCCAGCAGCAUUUGGGUUUUUGUACCUCGAUCGCCGCUACAAUUUCAUCCGGAAGAGAGAAAAUAGCCCACCAUCGGGCCUUGUUGGGCAAUAA
Messenger RNA from Morchella sextelata, 477 nucleotides. RefSeq lists its product as uncharacterized. The record is from RefSeq and is a predicted model, not a curated record. NCBI's taxonomy places the organism in Eukaryota, Fungi, Ascomycota, Pezizomycetes, Pezizales, Morchellaceae. The transcript has 8 exons. Bases 1 to 477 code for a protein of 158 amino acids.